UUAUAAAACUCUCUCUCUCUCUCUCUCUCUCUCUCAUGUGCUGACUGUACUUCGUUCUAUAUAUAGGUUAAAUAUAUUAAGUGAUCUCUUGAACUCAAAAAAUAUUGGGACAUUAAUUGCUUUACCACCUGCAUUCCACUUACCCUCUUCCGUUCACAAACUCUAGCACGGCAGUGUCACCAGCAACAAUACAAAGAAUUGCCUCGGCAAUCUACACCGGCUCGGAAAACGAUUGUUUCAGGAUAGUAAGAUAAGCCCAGAUUCUUUAUCUUUCCGACCUGUCACCAUAUUUGCGCAUUCGGUACAACAAUUAUCGUCAGAUGAUUAAAUGCCCUUAAUAGUACGCGAUCUCUAUUGCUUACACAAUAGUACAGUGGCCCAACUCAGGAAUCCCGAUCACUUAACUGACCAGAGGAUUGAUAUCUAUAAUGGGUAUCAGUCUUUUGUUCAAUAAAUUCUACAAUUUAUCGGCGUGGACGACUCCGUUUUCAUCCUCAAACCAUCUUCUGAAUGCCUUCCAGGGUUUGCCCAUAUUGGAACUGUCGUCAAUUUGCAUAAACUUGACGUUGUUUCUUGUGUUUCUCUUCAUUGUAUCGGCACGGCAUAUAUUAAUAUGCGUUGGUCGAAUUCGGGUUCUCAAGGACGACUCAAAUGCAAAUUCAGUUCAACUCAGGCACAGAGUCGAUGGUGAAAUUCAGUGUACCGAAAUUGGUAGGGGCUAUAUAGCUUCAGUUUUUUGUUGCUUCUAUGUUCUGUUUUUGCAAAUAUUGGUAUUGGGUUUUGAUGGUGUUGGUUUGAUAAAAGAGGCUGCGCAAGGGAAGGGUACAAAUUGGACCCUCCUACUCUUGCCUGCAGCUCAGGGUUUAGGUUGGUUUGUGUUCAGUUUUUCAGCUCUUUAUUGUAAAAUCAAGGCCUCUGAGAAAUUCCCGUUGUUGCUUAGGGUAUGGUGGGUUGUGUCUUUUACACUUUGUUUGUGUACUUUGUAUGCUGAUGGGAAAGGAUACGUAGUAGAAGGCCCAAAAUAUUUUAGAAGUUCUCAUGUUUUGUCAAAUUUUGCCGCAACCCCAGCUCUUGCAUUUCUGUGUUUUGUUGCCAUUAGAGGUGUCACAGGUAUAAAAGUUUGUAGGAACUCUGAUCUUCAAGAGCCAUUGUUGCUCGAAGAAGAUGCAGGGUGUCUUAAGGUUAGCCCUUAUAGUGAAGCUGGUCUUCUUAGUUUGGCUACUCUCUCCUGGUUGAACCCACUUCUUUCAAUCGGUGCAAAGAGACCACUUGAGCUGAAAGACAUUCCACUUCUUGCAACGAAAGAUCGUUCCAAGACCAAUUAUAAGAUCUUGAAUUCGAAUUGGGAGAAGUUGAAGGCUGAAAACCCUUUGAAGCGGCCUUCUUUAGCAUGGGCCAUUCUCAAAUCUUUCUGGAAGGAGGCAGCUUGUAAUGCAAUUUUUGCAGGGCUGAAUACUCUGGUUUCAUAUGUUGGUCCAUACAUGAUUAGCUACUUUGUUGAUUACUUAGUGGGGAAAGAGACUUUCCCUCAUGAGGGGUAUAUUCUUGCUGGAACAUUAUUCGCAGCAAAGUUGGUGGAGACUUUAACAACCCGGCAAUGGUAUCUUGGGGUCGACAUUUUGGGAAUGCAUGUGAGAUCAGCUCUCACUGCAAUGGUGUAUCGGAAGGGACUCAGGCUCUCGAGCUCAGCUAGGCAAAGCCACACCAGUGGAGAGAUUGUUAACUACAUGGCAGUUGACGUUCAGAGAGUGGGGGACUACUCUUGGUAUCUCCAUGACAUAUGGAUGCUUCCUUUGCAAAUUAUUCUUGCCCUUGCCAUUCUGUAUAAGAAUGUUGGGAUUGCUUUUGUGGCCACACUGAUUGCCACCAUUGUCUCCAUUGUUAUAACUGUUCCACUGGCGAGAGUUCAGGAAGAUUACCAAGACAAAUUAAUGGCUGCCAAGGAUGAUCGAAUGAGGAAGACUUCUGAAUGUCUGAGAAACAUGAGGAUUCUCAAGUUGCAAGCUUGGGAAAAUAGGUAUCAAGUGAUGCUGGAGGAAAUGCGGAGUGUGGAAUUCAAAUGGCUCAGGAAAGCUCUUUAUUCGCAGGCUUUUAUUACUUUUAUUUUCUGGAGCUCCCCUAUUUUUGUUUCAGCUGUCACUUUUGGCACUUGCAUAUUAUUGGGUGGUCAGCUUACAGCAGGAAGUGUGCUUUCUGCACUAGCUACUUUCAGGAUCCUCCAAGAACCGCUUAGAAAUUUCCCUGACUUGGUGUCGAUGAUGGCUCAGACAAAAGUGUCUCUCGAUCGUAUUUCAGGGUUCCUGCUGGAGGAAGAGUUGCAGGAAGAUGCAACCGUCAUUUUGCCUAGAGGCAUCACGAGUUUGGUGAUAGAAAUUAAAGAUGGUGAGUUCUGCUGGGAUCCUUCUUCACCACAGUCAACAUUAUCAGGUAUAAAUAUGAAAGUAGAGAGGGGGAUGCGUGUGGCUGUCUGUGGCAUGGUUGGUUCAGGGAAAUCAAGCUUUCUUUCUUCAAUCCUUGGUGAGAUUCCGAAAAUCUCUGGCGAAGUUAGAAUAUGUGGCUCUGCAGCUUAUGUCUCUCAGUCAGCUUGGAUACAGUCUGGAAAUAUCGAGGAAAAUAUUCUUUUUGGUAGCCCAAUGGACAAGGCAAAAUACAAGAGUGUUAUUCAUGCUUGUUCACUAAAAAGAGAUUUGGAGCUUUUCUCACAUGGAGAUCAGACUAUUAUUGGUGAUAGAGGCAUCAAUCUGAGUGGUGGCCAGAAGCAACGUGUGCAGCUUGCCAGGGCACUCUAUCAAGAUGCAGACAUUUAUUUACUUGACGAUCCCUUCAGUGCCGUUGAUGCACACACUGGCUCCGAAUUAUUCAAGGAAUACAUACUGACAGCGCUUGCCACCAAGACUCUGAUUUUUGUAACCCAUCAAGUUGAAUUCCUGCCAGCUGCUGAUAUGAUACUGGUCCUCAAGGAAGGUCGCAUCAUUCAGGCUGGGAAAUACGAUGAACUUUUGCAAGCUGGAACUGAUUUCAAUACUUUGGUUUCAGCUCACCACGAAGCAAUUGAAGCUAUGGAUAUUGUCAAUCACUCAUCUGAAGAUUCAGAUGAUCAUCAGCCCUUUGACGGAUCUGUUCUAUCGAGUAAAAAAUGUAAUUCGAUUGGAAAUAAUAUUGACAGUUUGGCAAAGGAAGUGCAAGAGGUUGCCUCAGCUUCAGAUCUGAAAGCAAUUAAAGAUAAAAAAAAAGCAAAACGUUCUCGGAAAAAGCAGAUUGUUCAGGAAGAGGAACGUGAGAGAGGACGAGUUAGCAUGAAAGUGUACUUGUCGUAUAUGGCUGCAGCUUAUAAAGGCUUAUUGAUUCCACUGAUUAUUAUUGCGCAGACACUAUUUCAGAUACUGCAGAUAGCUAGUAAUUGGUGGAUGUCGUGGGCUAAUCCACAAACUGAAGGGGACCAACCUAAAACAAGUAAUAUGGUCCUUAUUGUUGUUUAUAUGGCCCUCGCUUUUGGAAGCUCUUGGUUCAUAUUUGUUAGGGCUGUUCUGGUAGCUACAUUUGGUUUAGCGGCUGCUCAGAAAUUGUUUUUGAAAAUGCUUACAACUGUGUUUCGAGCGCCAAUGUCGUUCUUUGAUACUACUCCUGCAGGGCGGAUUUUGAAUCGUGUAUCAGUUGAUCAAAGUGUUGUUGAUCUUGAUAUUCCUUUUAGACUUGGUGGGUUUGCUUCAACCACAAUCCAGCUUCUUGGUAUAGUUGGUGUAAUGACACAAGUUACCUGGCAAGUCUUGCUACUUGUUGUACCUAUGGCGAUUGCUUGCUUGUGGAUGCAGAAAUACUACAUGGCUUCGUCAAGGGAACUGGUUCGCAUUGUUAGCAUUCAGAAAUCGCCAAUCAUCCAUCUUUUUGGGGAGUCAAUCGCUGGAGCAGCCACAAUAAGAGGAUUUGGCCAAGAAAAGAGAUUCAUGAAGAGGAACCUCUAUCUUCUAGACUGUUUUGCCCGUCCAUUUUUCUGCAGUAUUGCAGCUAUUGAAUGGCUCUGCCUUCGUAUGGAGUUACUCUCAACAUUUGUAUUUGCUUUCUGCAUGGUUUUACUUGUCAGCUUCCCACAUGGAACUAUUGAUCCGAGUAUGGCAGGCCUUGCUGUGACAUAUGGACUUAAUUUGAAUGCGCGUCUAUCACGGUGGAUACUUAGCUUUUGCAAGCUUGAAAACAAAAUUAUUUCCAUAGAAAGGAUUCAUCAAUACUGUCAAAUCCCCAGUGAAGCUCCACCAGUUAUUGUGGAUUCUCGUCCCCCUCCCUUAUGGCCAGAGAAAGGAGCAAUAGAUCUGAUUGAGUUGAAGGUUCGGUACAAGGAGAAUCUUCCUGUGGUGCUCCAUGGUGUAACUUGUUCAUUUCCAGGGGGGAAGAAGAUAGGAAUCGUCGGGCGUACUGGAAGUGGUAAAUCUACUUUGAUUCAGGCACUGUUCCGAUUGAUUGAACCAGCUGGUGGCAGAAUUAUCAUAGACAACAUAGAUAUUACAACCAUUGGUCUUCAUGACCUUCGCAGCCGUCUGAGUAUCAUUCCUCAAGAUCCAACCCUAUUUGAAGGGACCAUUAGGGACAACCUUGAUCCCCUUGGGGAGCAUUCAGAUCAAGAAAUUUGGCAGGCUCUUGACAAGUCUCAGCUUGGAGAGACUGUUCGCCGAAAAGAGAAAAAACUCGACACACCAGUUCGUGAAAAUGGAGAUAAUUGGAGCGUGGGACAACGGCAGCUUGUUUCCCUGGGUCGGGCCUUACUCAAACAGGCAAGAAUUCUAGUGCUUGAUGAAGCUACGGCCUCAGUUGAUUCAGCCACAGAUAAUCUUAUCCAGAAGAUUAUCCGGACAGAGUUUAAUGACUGCACUGUUUGUACCAUUGCUCAUCGUAUCCCAACUGUUAUUGACAGCGACCUGGUUCUGGUCCUCAGUGAUGGCCGAGUUGCAGAGUUUGAUACUCCGCAACGACUAUUAGAGGACAAGUACUCCAUGUUCUUGAAGUUGGUAACAGAAUACUCAUCAAGGUCUAGUGGCAUACCUGAUAUCUAAAUUGAAUGACACGCGUGAUAUUUUCAACCUGAGAGCCAGGAGGCAGAGGACUAUCCUGAAAACCAAAUUGACUGAUGCUGCUCCCUCUUGCUGCUGCUUCAUUCGGCAUAAGAGGAAUGAGAAGGAAAGAGGUGUGUGGCACGUUAUCAAAUUUACUCCCCUAUAAGAAGGGAAGUAGUUUCAACCUCAAGUGGCUCUGGGAUAAUUCUUUUCCCUUUUUAGCAUAAUUCGAGAAUUCAAGAAUUGCUGGCAUAAUCUGUAACAUGAAAUAAGUUGGUGGAGAUGGGAUUGUCAAUAAUUACACCAAAAUGUUGGGCAGCGAUUUGUAUUUGGCGAUAACAAUAGAAUAGGUUUUAAGUUUUCUUUGAAGAGCAGGUGUUCUAAUUUUGUUACAGUUUUGUUGUUUUAGCCAGUGUUUGUUCCACUGUUCCAUCUGAACAAGUAUAUACUCCACAAAUGUUAGAACUAAUUCCUUUGCUUUUCCAUGUCACUCUUUCCUGAUAUCUUGGUUGUUUUUGCAUUACCCUCUUAAUAUAAUCUUAGUUACAAUCCUGUCAGUGGGAAGAGUCUGUUGGCAUUCAUAAUAACACUUGGGUUCAACUGUUAUUUGAGCAGAG
This is a messenger RNA of Ilex paraguariensis (yerba mate), 5662 nucleotides long. Lineage: Eukaryota; Viridiplantae; Streptophyta; Magnoliopsida; Aquifoliales; Aquifoliaceae. The record is from the annotation of a GenBank genome assembly.